Neodiprion virginianus is the source of this 3206-nucleotide messenger RNA. RefSeq names its product NF-X1-type zinc finger protein NFXL1. Gene Ontology annotation, cellular component: nucleus. The record is from RefSeq and is a predicted model, not a curated record. Gene Ontology annotation, biological process: regulation of DNA-templated transcription. Bases 171 to 2654 code for a protein of 827 amino acids. The transcript is spliced from 5 exons. Gene Ontology annotation, molecular function: zinc ion binding; DNA-binding transcription factor activity, RNA polymerase II-specific; RNA polymerase II transcription regulatory region sequence-specific DNA binding. Lineage: Eukaryota; Metazoa; Arthropoda; Insecta; Hymenoptera; Diprionidae.
AUGAUAGAAUUUUGCGACAAAUUUUCAUGCGCUUUUUUUCCACUCCGCGUUUCUCAUUCUUCUAAACAUUAUCAAAGUCUUAAUAUUGUCUUUUCUGCAGUAUUGAUAUGUAACUAACAAAAUUGAGAUAAGAAUUAUUUACGUCAAUUAUCGUAACUAUCGGAUUCAAAAUGAAGAAAUUUAAGAGAGCGCAAGCACAAAAUCAAGCGGCGAUCGAAAGGCACAUGGUUACACAUCCUAUGGUAGAAUCGUCGAGCGACGAAGAAGAUGAAACUGGGCAAGAGAUAUUGGAACAAGCUGUUGGAAAGGUCCUGACUUCCUACCAAGAUCAAGGUGGAGAUCCUGAAAAAAUCCUAUCUUAUUUGGCUGAUACUUUUCAAUCUAACGGCGCUGUUUGCUUGAUAUGUAUUUCGUCGGUGAAGAAAACAGACCCGAUAUGGAGCUGUACCAUGUGCUACUCAUUUAUGCAUCUCCCGUGCAUUCAGCACUGGAUUCGAGACAGCCUUGCUUACAAGCGGGACCGUGGAAUUUCUCAAGUAUGGGCAUGCCCAAAAUGUCGUACAGAGUAUGCCGAAGACGAGGCUCCGCAACACUAUGAAUGUUUUUGCGGAAAGACGAGAGAUCCAUCAUAUCAACCAUGGUGCGUACCACAUUCUUGCGGAGAAGCAUGUGGAAAACUUCUCCAACCAAAAUGCGGGCAUUCCUGUGUUCUGCUAUGUCAUCCCGGACCUUGUCCUCCGUGUCCGAAAAUGGUUUCUUCCAAAUGCUACUGUGCCAAAUCAGCCCCUCGUCCGAGACGCUGUAACGCCAAAGAAUGGAGCUGCGGCGCUGUUUGCAGCAGGAAUUUGAAAUGCGGGAAACACACGUGCAGAGAAAUGUGUCAUAGUGGCGAGUGUCCGCCAUGUCCAGAGAAGGUUUCCGCGACUUGUCACUGUGGGAAUAAGACCGAGCUGAGGCCAUGUUUCGACACGGUGUGGCGAUGCGAUAAACCGUGCAGAAAAUCCUUAUCUUGUAACGUCCACGUUUGCCAAGACGUCUGCCAUCUGCCCGGAGACUGUGGCGAUUGCCUGACGGCCAAAAACAGGUCGUGUCCGUGCGGGAAGAGGAAGUACAAGAUUUCCUGCAAGCAGGAGGCAGCGACGUGCGGUGAUACUUGCGAAAAAUUACUGGAUUGCGGAGCACAUUACUGCAACAAACGCUGUCAUCUCGAUAGCUGCGGGCAAUGCUUGGAGGUGGUUACCAAAUCGUGCAAAUGCGGUGCUCACAAAAAAGAGAUAGCUUGCGCCAAAGUGUUUCACUGCGACACGAAGUGUAAGCAGAUUCGGUUGUGCGGACGGCAUCCGUGCAAUAAAAAAUGCUGCGACUGCGUGAAGAAGAAUAAUUUCAAUCCUUGCGAAAAGACUUGCGACCGUACUUUAAGUUGUCGCAAACACAAAUGUUCCGCUCCUUGCCACAGCGGCCCAUGCUAUCCCUGCCAGAGGACAGACACUAUACAGUGUCGAUGCGGUUCAAGCAAAAUUGUCAUACCUUGUGGUACAGCCAAGAAGAUUAAACCACCUCACUGUAAUAAAAUGUGUAAAAUUCCACCGAUUUGCCACCAUCCAAAACGAGAGUCGCACAAAUGCCACCAAGGACAGUGUCCACCCUGCAAGAAACAAUGUGCCUUGGCGCAUAAAAAGUGCGGUCACAUUUGCCCAGUGCCCUGUCACACCAAGGUAUGGGUAAAGGUGAAUGGUAUAACUCAACCAGCUGGGCCGUGGGAAAAACAGAGGGACAAGAUGCAGCUGAAAACUCUGCCUUGUCCACCCUGCCAAGUUUCAGUAAUGGUCACUUGUUUAGGUGGGCAUGAAACUUUGCCGUGGCCGUGCCACAAGGCGGUAUCAAGCUGUUGCCAAAGGCCUUGCGGACAAUUGUUGAGCUGCACAAAUCAUACCUGCAUGUUAUUGUGUCACGUUGUACAAGCGUCGGGAGACAAUGGACAACCAACGCCAUGUGAAGAAUGCGAAAAGCCGUGCGUCAUACCCAGACCUCAAGGAUGCACUCAUACUUGCCCCAGCAUCUGUCAUCCGGCUCCUUGUAAACCCUGCAAACAAAUCGUACGACUUCCUUGUCACUGCAGCAUCAAUACUUUGUAUAUUCGCUGCUCUGAGCUCACUUCGGCUAACGAAGAGACUAAGAAGGAGAUGUUCAAGUGUGGAAAUCAGUGUCCUAAGAAUUAUCCAUGCGGGCAUCGUUGCAUAGAUGAUUGUCAUCCAGGAUCGUGUGAACGAGCUGAAGAGUGUAAUAAAAAAGUGAAAAUUUGGUGCAAGUGUAAAAGAUUGAAGAAAGACAUUUCUUGUCGCAUUAUAAGAUCGGGCGGAGCUGUAGUUGAAUGUGACGCUGUGUGUCAGGAGAAAAAGAAAGAACGAAUUCAAGCCCAAGAGGCUGAGGCAGAGAGGAAAAAGAGAGAAGAAGAAUUGCGCAACCAAAGAGAGGUGGAAAAGUUUGAAAGAAAGUUCAAACCUAGACGUAAGUGUAAGGACAAGACGAAUGACCAACCGCGCGUUAAGGAAACAAAGUUUAACUACCUUAAGUGGCUCGCAGCUAUCUUGGUAUUUGCCAUAGCUUGCCUGGUCGCUUUUUAUAGCGUGGACAUGCAAAUGGUACCUCAUUAAUUUCUAUUGUACCAAAGAAUAAUACUUGGAUUUCUCAAUCGUUACGCAACAGGGAUCUUGAAGUAUCGUGGACUAUUGUUUACUUUAGUAAUUUAUUGCUUAUUUCAUCCCAAUGAAUUUCAAUAAUAGGUCUGUUUCGACCAAAUUGUGCGGUACAAUAUGAUUGUAUUACCCACAUUCGGGUAGUUUAUUAUUCGAACAUUAGAUGUUAUUACGUAUUAGAGUCGCAUUAUGUGGUGCGAAAACUGUGUAUCAAACCAGCAAUGGUCCUUCCUUAAUUUUGGAACAACUCGUGCACAGCAAGUAUAAGGGUAUAAACAUAAGUGAAUUUGGUGUCUGGAAUUUUACAGUGUAUGUUUUAGUCUUUAUUCUGACGUGAUAUUUAUUGUUAGAUUAAGAAAACUUUCAUCUAUCUAUCUAGACAAGUACAAAAUACAAGGCACAAAAAUUUCUUACACAUUUUAAAUUUAAAUCAAUAGUAUUUGAUUGUUUAAGGGAUACAUUGAUUAAUUUCAUUUUGGAAAUGACCAGCCGAAAGGUAAUCCAGGUAAA